Miscanthus lutarioriparius is the source of this 624-nucleotide messenger RNA. The record is from the annotation of a GenBank genome assembly. Lineage: Eukaryota; Viridiplantae; Streptophyta; Magnoliopsida; Poales; Poaceae.
AUGGCCAUUCUCCUCCCAGAUUUCAAGCCACAAGAGGUCAGUCAAACAAUUGAAGACACAUUGGGGGAUGUGAAGAGGGAUAUCACAAAGUUCAGUGGGGCUUAUGCUCGAGCUAUGAGUGCACGCAGCGGUGGCCAAUCUGAUGACAUGGUACUAAAAACAGCCCAUGAGUUGUUCAAGGGACAAAACAAGGAUAAGUCAUUCAUAUAUGAGUAUCUGUGGAAAGUGGCCAAGGAGAUGCCCAAAUGGCGUAGAAUCAUCCAAGAGGAGAGCACAACAAAAAGGACCAAGCUAUCUAACUCAGGAGCGUGCACUUCUUCGUCCAACCAAGACACAGAGGGGGAAACCAUAAGUAAAGAGGAACGUCCUGAGGGGCAGAAGAAAGCGAAGGCAAGGAUCAAAGGGUCAGGAAAAUCUGCUGCACCAACUCCUUUGAGCAACCAACCAAGUCAGAAUAUGGUUAUGUAUCUUGAAGCUAUGUCAAUGAAAGCAAAAACAGCAAGAGACAAAAAGUAUAAGACCUAUUUAAAACUAUUGGCAAUAGAUACCUCAAACUUCAAUGAAAAAGAAAAAAAUAGGCAUGACAGCAUACUGGACCAGAUAGCAAAAGACUUGGCUAAGUAG